Messenger RNA from Guillardia theta CCMP2712, 2553 nucleotides. RefSeq names its product Isopropylmalate dehydratase. Gene Ontology annotation, molecular function: 4 iron, 4 sulfur cluster binding; 3-isopropylmalate dehydratase activity. Lineage: Eukaryota; Cryptophyceae; Pyrenomonadales; Geminigeraceae. Gene Ontology annotation, biological process: L-leucine biosynthetic process. Gene Ontology annotation, cellular component: 3-isopropylmalate dehydratase complex. The transcript is spliced from 10 exons. Bases 16 to 2346 code for a protein of 776 amino acids. The record is from RefSeq and is a predicted model, not a curated record.
UGGACAGCCGCCGCCAUGUGGCGUUCGUUGGUGCUGCUGCCUCUGCUCUGUGCGAUCACCGCCCCUGCUUCCGCCUUCGCGCCAUCGAAGGUCCUCGCGCCUUCUGCUCUCGCUCCUUCCCUCCGCCUGUCUGCCUGCCCUCGCUUUGGCGUCUCCAACAAGGGUCGGCUUGCAGUGUCUGGCAGGAGCAGAGCAUGCUCAGUAGGUUUGCGAGUGGCGAUGGCGAACCAGGGACCAUCCACGCUGUUCGACAAGAUCUGGGCAGACCAUCUGGUGGAUGAGUCUGAUGGCUCCUCCCUUAUCUACAUCGAUCGUCACCUGGUUCAUGAGGUGACUUCCCCUCAGGCCUUCGAGGGUCUGCGAGUGGCAGGCAGGCAGGUCAGACAACCAGGUUGCACCCUCGCCACGGUCGAUCACAACGUGCCGACAACAGAUCGCAGCAUGUUCCAGUCCGUGGAGACCUUCAUCAAGGAGAUGGACAGCCGCACUCAGGUCCUCGCGCUCGAGCAGAACGUCAAGGAGUUCGGGCUAGCAUACUUCGGCAUGGAUGACAAGCGGCAAGGCAUCGUGCAUAUCAUCGGGCCCGAGCAGGGCUUCACGCUUCCUGGAAGCACUGUUGUCUGUGGCGACAGCCACACGGCCACGCACGGAGCGUUCGGAGCUCUUGCGUUUGGUAUCGGCACUUCCGAGGUGGAGCAUGUGCUCGCAACGCAGACCCUGCCGCAGAAGAGACCGAAGAACAUGAAGAUCGAGGUGAAGGGGGAGCUUGGAGCAGGGGUGUCGUCCAAGGACAUCAUCCUCCAUGUCAUCGGCGUCAUCGGCACUGCAGGUGGCACCGGCCAUGUCAUCGAAUUCUGUGGCUCAGCCAUCGAGAAGUUGUCUAUGGAGGCCAGGAUGUCCAUCUGCAACAUGGCCAUCGAAGCAGGAGCACGUGCGGGUAUGAUUGCGCCGGACGAGACAACGUUCGAGUACCUCAAGGGAAGGCCGCUGGCUCCCAAGGGAGCUGAGUGGGACAAGGCCGUGGCUUACUGGAAGACGCUCAAGUCGGAUUCUGGCGCCAAGUACGACACAGAAGUAGUGAUCGAUGCCAAAGACAUCCAGCCCACUGUGACUUGGGGCACCUCUCCUCAAGACACAGCGCCCAUCACUGGUUAUGUUCCUGAUCCUGCCAAGGAAUCGGAUCCGUUGAGAAGGGCGAGCAUGGAACGUGCACUUAAGUACAUGGGGCUCGAGCCCAACCAGAAGCUCGACGAAGUUAAGAUUGAGAAAGUUUUCAUCGGCUCUUGUACAAACGGAAGGAUCCAGGACAUUCGUGAGGUCGCAGCUGUUGCGAAGGGACGAAAGGUGGCGCCUGGCGUGCAUGCUAUGGUUGUGCCUGGUUCUGGUCUUGUUAAGGAGCAGGCUAUUCGUGAAGGACUUGACAAGAUCUUGAUCGAGGCUGGCUUCGAUUGGAGAGAGCCCGGCUGCAGCAUGUGCCUUGCCAUGAACCCUGACAAGCUUCAACCUGGCGAGAGGUGUGCUUCCACUUCGAACAGAAACUUCGAGGGACGUCAAGGGCAAGGAGGCCGAACUCAUCUCGUUUCUCCCGUCAUGGCUGCUGCUGCUGCGAUCGAGGGCAAGCUCACAGACAUCCGAAAGUUUGGAGACCUCAAGAUCCCCACACCGUCGGAGGAGACACUUCCCAAGAGCGAGGUGACUCGCCCUGCUCCUAGGUCUCCCUCACCAGUUCACCUCAAGUACGCGCCCGGUACUGCAGCUCCGAUGGAUAUCCAGAACGUCGACACAGACAUGAUCAUCCCCAAGCAGUUCCUGAAGACAAUUAAGAGGACGGGGCUUGGCGUGAGCGCUUUCUACGAGAUGAGAUACGAUGCAAAUGGGAAGGAGAAUCCAGAGUUCGUGCUGAACAAGGCUCCCUACAAGCAGGCCAAGAUCCUCGUUGCCGGCAACAACUUUGGAUGCGGAUCCUCUCGUGAGCAUGCUCCUUGGGCCAUCUCUGACUUCGGCAUUCGCUGCAUCAUCGCAAGCGGCUUUGCGGACAUCUUCUUUAACAAUUGCUUCAAGAAUGGUAUGCUUCCGAUCGUCCUCCCCGAGGCUCAGGUCCGAGUGCUCAUGAAGGAUGCGGAAGAGGCGAAGGAACUUGAGGUCGACCUGCCCAACCAGAAGAUCGUGCGAGCCAAUGGGGAGAGCAUCAGCUUUGAGGUGGACUCGUUCCGCAAGCACUGCCUUGUCGAGGGCCUCGACGACAUCGGCCUGACCCUCCAGAAGGCAGACAAGAUCGCCAAGUUCGAGGAGAUGAGGGACAACAAGUUCUCCUUCUUGCGAGGUAUCGAGCUUGCCAAGGUUUGAAGCAAGCGAGAAGAGCAUGCAGAUUAGUCACAAAGUUCUACGAGAGUGGAACGAUGAUCAAGCCGUGAGAAACCUUGUAGUCUUUCCUAUAUAGAUUAGAAGAUUAAGAGUAUGUCUCACGCCUCUCUCGUCGAUUGAGGUGAUUCGAUCUUUGCCAAAAUAGUUCCCAUCAAAACAAGUACUAGGGAAUCAAAAUUGUUUGCGCUC